GCUGAUGAAUGCUGCCAUUAUUAUUGAGCCUCAGGUUCUUUCAACUGCAAUGAAGGACUAAACGCUCUGAAUUUAAUUUGGUGAUGAAGGUACCCGAGAUGCCUGUGUUCUGCUGCAGAGCGUCUGUGUUUUAGCUAAUGCAGAUAAACGACGCAAUCUAGUCAAAUAUGGAAGAUUAUGAAGUGAUAGAACAAGUUGGUAGAGGAGCUUUUGGAACUGCAUUUCUUGUGCACCACAAGCUUGAGAUGAAAAAGUAUGUGAUGAAGAAAAUUGGCUUGGCUAAACAAACAGAUAAAUUCAAGCGUACUGCGCAUCAGGAGAUGAAUUUGAUGUCGAAGCUGCAUAACCCAUUCAUAGUAGAGUACAAGGAUGCUUGGGUGGAAAAGGCUUGCGGUAUAUGCAUUGUUACAAGUUACUGCGAAGGAGGAGACAUGACAGAGAUGAUUAAGAAUGCUAGAGGGACAUAUUUCUCGGAGGAGAAGCUUUGCAAAUGGAUGACUCAACUGCUGCUAGCUGUAGAUUAUCUUCAUUCCAACCGAGUCCUUCACAGGGAUAUCAAGUGUUCGAACAUAUUUCUUACAAAUGAAGAAGAUAUCAGACUUGGUGAUUUUGGACUUGCAAAGGUGCUAAACAAAGAUGAUCUCGCGUCUUCGGUUGUCGGCACUCCAAACUACAUGUGUCCAGAACUUAUAGCAGAUAUACCGUAUGGCUACCAAUCAGACAUCUGGUCCCUAGGUUGCUCUUUGUUUGAAAUAGCUGCACAUCAACCAGCAUAUAGAGCCCGAGACAUGGCUGGACUCAUAAGCAAAAUCAACCGAUCUUCCAUCUCCCCACUACCUACAGUUUAUUCCUCUACACUCAAGAGAUUGAUUAAAAGCAUGCUAAGGAAAAAGCCGGAACUCAGACCAACUGCUGCAGAGCUGUUGAGGCAUCCCCAUCUACAACCAUACGUUGCUAUAUAUAGCAACUCAUCUCCAGUGUUUCUUCCGGUAAAACCUGAAAAUAAGUUGAGGAAUAAAUUAACAAGAACUCAACUUUCUGACAAGCUGGUGCAGAGUAGAAACAGCAGGAAUGGAGAAACUGCAGUGUUAAAGCAGUUGGAAAAUGUUCAUUCAGUUGAUAGAAGGACUUCACAUCAAUUCAGGAAAGUGAAGGUCAAGAGUGAACCAGUGAGUUCUAAAAAGUUCAGGCAAGUGCCUAAGAGAAAAGAAGGCUUGAGGAGCACUUUAAACUUGCUUGAUGAUAUUGCUAGUGCUUACUCGGAGAAAUCAGCUGUCAAGAGUUUAUUGAUUAAACAACCUACUGAAGAUAUAGAACAAGAAGAGCUCAACAUAUCAAGUGUUUCCCAGCAGCACCAAAAUAGUGAAACAGUUUGCACAGGGAAAUGCAUGAACCACGAAAACUGUGAUACAAGCUCAGAACCAACUACAUACCAAAUGUACAGCAACAAGAUAUUCAGAGACGAGAAGCUGUCGGAUGCCACAACUAUAAUCAAGCAUGUACAUGAAACUCUACGAGUCUCCAAAUUUGAUGUGGGCACUGCUUCAGAACAAACAUCAACAAGUACAGUAACUCUCGCAGAAGGAAUUGAUGCAAGCUUAGAAGCAGAUGAUGCUGGAACCCAGAAUCACGGCAGAGAAAACUGUUGUAAAGUAAAUCAAGCACCCUGCGACAUAGUACCAGUAAGAAGAGAAUUGUCCCUGGGACAAAAGAGAGCAGAAGCAUUGGAAUCACUUCUUGAACUUUGCGCAAAACUACUUAGACAGAAAAGGCAUGAGGAACUUGCAGGUGUUCUUAGACCAUUCGGUGAAGAAGCUGUUUCUUCAAGAGAAACAGCCAUUUGGUUGUCGAAGAGCCUGAGAAAUUUCACGAAACAAGAAGGGAAGAUUUAGCAUUGUGAAAUCUAGUUAGAAAAUUGUUUGUGUGGCAACUAUCUUACCAACUUGAAUCCAUCAUAUUGGACUGCCUGUGCAUUUCUGUCAUGAUUUUCCUUUUCUAUAUCCACAAACUGCAGUAAGGUUUUC
Messenger RNA from Daucus carota subsp. sativus, 2024 nucleotides. RefSeq names its product serine/threonine-protein kinase Nek6. Bases 168 to 1892 code for a protein of 574 amino acids. The transcript has 14 exons. Gene Ontology annotation, molecular function: protein serine/threonine kinase activity; ATP binding. The record is from RefSeq and is a predicted model, not a curated record. Gene Ontology annotation, biological process: protein phosphorylation. NCBI's taxonomy places the organism in Eukaryota, Viridiplantae, Streptophyta, Magnoliopsida, Apiales, Apiaceae.